AUGUCGAACCGCCACGAGCUCACCCACUUCUUCCCCUCCGCGACGCACCCCGCCAUCCCCAUCGCGACCGAGCUCCUCUCCACACUCCGCAACCUCACUGCACCCGGCACAGGCAAUGCGCUGAAGUCCGGGGAACGCACUGCGCUCGUUGGCGUUGCUGCACUGUUGGCAUGUGAACGCGUCCAAAGCAACGACCUGGUCGAGACGGCUGCCCAGCGUACGGCUUCCGUCUCCCCUGCCAACUUCAAGUCCGCACUCUCCACCUCACGCCGCCUCCUCGCCUCAACAGCCAACAUUGCAGGCCCGUCGUCGACCCGUAAACGGCGCGCGGACGCACCGACCCAGACGGCCCCCGUCCCCAGUGUGCAGCUCCCGCCAUUGCCCUUCUCCACGCCCAGGAAGAAGUACAAGUCUACGACCAACGUGGAUAUUUCCGCUCUCAUGACUCCCUCGCACAAGCACAGUCCCCGGGACAGCAGCCCGUUACGCGAGAACUACACGCCGGGGAGCAGCCAGCCUACGCCCAGUAAACUGCGACCCAUGGAGGAGGAGGACGAGGACGAUGAGGUCGAUGAAGGGCAAGACAAUACCCCACGAAAGCGCAAGGGUGCCGUUGAUGACGGCGACGAUACCGAGCGCACACCCACCAAGUCUGUCCAGUCACGUCUGAAUGCCGCCCGGCGCGCGCGCGAGGCGGACGGUGCAGCUGCUUUCCUCGCCCUCCGCCCCGGUACGACACCGAGUGCGGCUCUCGCAGGUGCUGGUGCUGGAGCCGGGGCAACUGGAAGCGGCGCGUCGCCCCACGGCGCGGACCUGCACCAGUCGGACCCUAUGAACGUGUUCCGCGUACCGAGCCCGCAGCGCAUGAGGCGCCUGCGGAAGCGCGCGGACUGGACGAGCAAGGAAAAGGUGUGGAGCAAGAAGUCUUCAGAAAGUGUGUGGGCCAAGCUCCACAUUGACGUUGAGGGAGGCAGGGACCCCGUCGCGGCGAGCGUCGAGGACAUCAUCCUCGCUGCUUGGCCGUAG
This is a messenger RNA of Apiotrichum porosum, 1026 nucleotides long. RefSeq lists its product as uncharacterized. NCBI's taxonomy places the organism in Eukaryota, Fungi, Basidiomycota, Tremellomycetes, Trichosporonales, Trichosporonaceae. The record is from RefSeq and is a predicted model, not a curated record. Bases 1 to 1026 code for a protein of 341 amino acids. The transcript is spliced from 2 exons.